Messenger RNA from Ectocarpus siliculosus, 2068 nucleotides. NCBI's taxonomy places the organism in Eukaryota, Phaeophyceae, Ectocarpales, Ectocarpaceae. The record is from the annotation of a GenBank genome assembly.
AUGUUGUGGCCGCAGCGUGAGAAGCUUGCGUCGGCGAGGUUGGAAGAGGAGAGGGCGACCGCGCGCGACGUGCGGGGAAAGUUCGUGGAGGAGCUGUGGGGGCUGGCGCGCGAGUUCCGGAUACGAGAGCAGGAGCAGGCGAACGCCGACCAGCUCGGGAAGAAGCUCGCCCGCUUGGAAGGGGUCGAGACCGACCUCCGGGAGGCAGAAAGCAAACUCAUCAAGAUGCAAUCUGCACACGAAGCAGCGGUGGCAGCGGCGGCAGCGGCGGCGGCGGCGGGCAUUCCUGGUAGCGGUGGCAGCGGCGGCACCAGCGCCGAGCAGCCGGGCUCGCCCGACUCGAUAGGCAGCUUGGGAACCGCAAGGCAGCCCCACGGGUCAGAGGCUUCGCCGGGGGGAGAGGGGGGCGGCGAGCAGGCAACGUCGCCGCCAUCUCCACCGCCGCCGGCGCCGGCCGUGAAGCCUUGUCUACUUUUGGACCUCGAGAAGAAGCCUCUGCUGAAGGUGUUCGUCUUUCUCAACGCUGGGGAGGUGCUUCGCGCGGCGCAGGUCUGCCGGCCCAUGUUCCGCAAGGUGGACCUGAUGUUCGGCAUCGGCAGUCAGGCGGUGAGUGCCGAGCCGACCCCUCCUGCAGCCCCUCCUGCCCCGUCUGCCGCUGCUGGCAUCAUCACCGGGGGCGGUGCCCCAGCGGGCGCAAGAGAUCGAGCGGGAUCGGCCGCGUCCGCGUCGUCGGCGUCGACCGGGGCACCGGGGAAUCGGCUCGGACAGAGAGCACUGGCAAGUGCUCUCGGGGUAGUGGCUAGCAGGGUGGAGGCCGUCACCGCGGGAGCGAGCAGCGGUUUCGGCUCCUUGGCGGGAGCGGCGGCGACCUUAACCGGGGCCGGCGAUGGCGGCUCGGGGCCGGGCGGCGGCGGCGGCGGUGGCGGGAUGUCGCCGGAGCUGAUGGACGACCUGUCGAAGCGGCUGACGACGGUCGAGAUGAAGGGGAUCAUCCAGCUCACGGAGCGAGGGAGAAGGAUGGAGGCGAGGGCGGGGGCCUUGCAGGCUGAGAAGGAGGACCUCUUCGCCAGGCUGCAGGGCACGGAGAGCGUGAAGGAGUUCCUGGUGGCCAAGCUCAAGGACACGGAGGCCGCCCUUAAGCGCAGCCUCGACGAGAAGGGCCUGACGCUGAGGCAGUCGGCGUCCGACCAAGAGGUCAUCUCCUUCUUGGACUCCAGGACACAGGAAAUGGAAAGGGUGGCGCAGGAGACGAUGGACAAGGCCAUGACCUACCAGACCGAGCUCGAGGACCAGAAGGCUAGCGGCCAGAAGCAGACCAAGGUCCUGGAGGACAUGCUGAGGUUCGAGAAGCAGCGGGGGGAGGCCGGCGAGGCCGCCUUCAAGGCCCAGAAGAAGCUCCUUGUGACCGAGGUGAAGAAGCUGAGGACGACCAACCUGGCGCUCAAGGCCGAGUGCGACGACCUGCGGCAGCAGCUCAAGGACCUCCGCACCUCGGUGUCGCAGCUCGGCCGAUGACAUGGCGUUGGGGUUGUUGUUGAUUGGGAGGCACAAGGCCGUGGUGCAUUGCGGCGCGUCCACCCGUAACACAAGGUUUUCCGAAUGGGCGGCACGCACACCCUAGAGUGGCAUUUUUUUUUACUCGUUUUUCGCUCCGCGGCCACGAGGGUGCGACUAGCGACGUGAUGCAUGCGAAGCUAAGCUCAGGCUGUCCCUUUUCGGUGUCGGCGUCCUUUGUGGGGAAAAUCAAUCGAGGCGUGAAAGUUGGUCUAGGUGUGUGUGUGUGCAAUGGCUCCACCUUUCAAGGUAUAGCACCGAGUUAGUCGCUAUUAGAGCAACUCUAAAUGCGCUGUUGUCGUGCAGCUUUUUCAUGUGUGUGCCGCUCCGCCUUUCACCGUGCCUGGGGUAGUGGGGGAGUUCAGCAACGCACUUGCACCGGGCAGCAUCGCGCUUUUUUUUGUCGCUAGACUAAAGGUGUAACCUGCUGGUGUAAUACGACUGCUGUGUCCUGUUUUGGUACGGGGAAACUCAGCUCGUGUAGACUAAUAUAACGGUACGCCGGUGCCGUCGU